Messenger RNA from Cuscuta campestris, 2951 nucleotides. The record is from the annotation of a GenBank genome assembly. NCBI's taxonomy places the organism in Eukaryota, Viridiplantae, Streptophyta, Magnoliopsida, Solanales, Convolvulaceae.
ACCACAGAUCGGACUGAGUAUCCAUCCAUGAUCCAACCACCGCAUAGCUGACCCGACGAGUCCCUCUGGUUUUCCCUCCCGCAGAAAAAAAGGGGAAAAAGAACCGACCCAUUAUCGCCGGAUUCUCCUCUGCCGGCGUCUUCCAAAUUACAAUUCCGACGCCUUCACUCCGUCUGGCGUGUCUCUGACGCCGCGCGCAGCGUCCGACUCGCGAUUUCUUCCGAGCUGUAUAGGUGCCAAGAGUGCAUCUUCGGAUGAUAAAUGGGAAUGGAAGUCCAGCUCACUUUAGGAAGUGAUGCAGACCCCCACAGUAGAAGAUCUCCACGUAAGGACGACGGGGGAUUUACAUUUGGGGAAGUUGAUUGUGUACAUAAACAAAUAGAAUCCUCGCAAGAUCAUGAUAUGCCAGAACAGACAAUGUUCUCACAGGAUCACGCUAUGGCAGAGCAAGUAAUGCCCUCCAGAGAUCGUCCUGUCCUUCAACGGCCAGUCAGAAGAGAGACUAGAAAAUGGGCUGCAUGGACGCGCGAAGAGGAGGAAAGUUUUUUCUCAGCAUUACGACAUGUUGGCAAGAACUUUGAAAAAAUCACCAGUCGUGUUCAUACUAAAAACAAGGAUCAGGUUAGGCACUACUACUAUCGUCUUGUUAGGCGCAUGAACAAGUUGUUGGGGCCAAAUCUCUGCCUUAAUGCCAAAAACUCAAAAGACACGAUUGCUGCAAUGCUGCGCUGGUGGUCCUUACUGGAAAAGUAUAGCUGUAAAGCUUCAAAGCUUCACUUGAAGCCCAGGAGAUUCAAAGUAUUCAUCGAGACCUUGGAGAAUCAACUCUUGAAAGACCGAAAAAAGAAUGUAAGAAGGUGCUUUUCUCAAGGGGAGAACACUUCAGCUUCCCCUAUUUCUGUCUCAAAUCAAGGCCGCGCAUCUGGUCACGAUGACCAGCAUGUUAAAGUGGUUCUUGACACUCAAGACAUGCAGAAAUAUGGUCCCGGAAAAGGAUCAUUGCUAAAGCGCCAUGUAAAUAUAGGUUCCAGUAACACUUCCUCUAAAGCGCCAUCUCCUCUUCUUAAAACUGUUAGACAUCGGCGAAAGACAGAUGCUGUAUCCACGUCUGCAUAUAAAAGAUGGGAAAAGGCUGCAAUUGCCGGUGUUUCAUUGGUUGCGGAUGCUGCUGAACAUGUGGAGCGUACAACCAAUGACACAACGUUCCAGGAUACACAUGUGCAAAAUGGUUUGGAACAAGGAGGAGAAGUUCCACACGCUUUUCAAACUUCGUUACGCAAUUCAUUCAAUGAGCUCAAUGUGCAAAGCUCUAAGAAACUUAAACUCCAACUCUUUCCUAUUGAUGAUGGCACAAGAAGAGCGUUGGAACUGGAUAACCACAAUCCGUAUCUGGAGCUCACUCUCAGCACACAAAAGAAAAUAUCAUCAGUCAUGGAGCAUCUCAACCGCAAAUGGGGGAAUUGUAGCAUGACACGUGGAGAUUUAUUGCUCUUCCCUUACCAUUUGCAAAAAGAAAACUUGGUGCAUUUUCCGAAAUGGACCAAGGAUUCUACACUCACUGCUUCAGAUGUAUACACACUCAUUGGAAGGCCUCCUAUUUUUCGUCUCAGGUAUGGUUGGUUUUCAAACGCCGAGGCAACAUUUUUGGUAACAUCAUUGUCUGUUAUACCACGGGGAUGUGAAAAAAAUAUGAACAUCAUGCAAGAACAAAGUGCAGGGUUACCAGCUUCUUCAACUGAUUCCCCUAAAGAGGUGAAUGGCUGUGUUAGUGGGAAUGCUAUGAAUGUUUCAAUGAGUUCCAAUCACCCUGAAGCUGCGGUUUGGGGAAAUUCUGAAAAUAUAGUGACACGUGCAGAAGUGCUUACCAAACCUAUUACAUCAUGUGCCGGGGAAUGGGCUGACAGCCUUACAAACAUAAGUGUUGGAGAACUACUCUCUGAAGCUCCUGAUGCUGAGUGUGGCAAUUGCAUUACUUCCAGUGUACCUACUAGCAGUUCUAACUAUGUUCAUAAUACACCGUUCAGCUGUGACUCCUUUGAUGCAGCAAUUGCUGCUCACAUAAAGAAACAUCAAAACAUAGCCAUUAACCAUACUGCCCUUCCAUCUGAGUUAUCAACAAUAUGGGGCGCUGAAGAUACGUGUGAUGCAUUUUCGUUUCAGAGACGUUCUCACAGUGAAGAGUGGCAGAAGUCUUCCAAGCCCACUUCUUUAGAUACUAGCAAACCGAUAAAUUUGAGAAAUGCUACUGCUGUGUUGGGCACACCACUACAGGGGGAGUUUGAUAAUGGGAAAACAGUUGAUGCAGCAGCUUGUGCACAUCCAGAACGUGUACCUUACACGUCUACUUCAGACGUGGUGAAAGAUUUUACUGGAUUGGCUGAAGUAUCUUGGGUGGUGGAGAGCGAAUUGUUUAGUGUGGUGAAGGAGAAAUAUGGCGGCGACUUGUUCGCCGCCAUGUUGGAAGAGAAGGUGUUUCCGGUGGCCGGCGACGUCUCCUUUGAAGAUUUGGGCAUUGAAAACAAAGAGGUAAAAGAUGAAAUGUUGAGAGAGGUUGACAUCAUCGUCAACUCUGCUGCAACUACCACUUUUAACGAAAGGUAACUCAUUCUACAUUUUUCUUAUUGGCCCUAUUAUUUUUACACAUCAUACCUAUAUAUACUCCGUUCUUCGUUUCACAAAACCUUUCAUCUUUCAUUUUUCUUAUUGGCCCUAUUAUUUUUACACAUCAUUCCAAAGGCAUUUUUAGAAAUUCAAUACCAAAAUACACUCAUCCUAAAUCCCUUAGAAUUCAAAACAAGAAAUGUUUUGUGAGACAGAAGGAGAAUAAAUACAAAUAUUAAUAGUGAAAAUACGGAGUAUUAUAUUCGAGACUGUAGAAAAUGAAAUGAGCAGCUAUUUUCUUGAUGGACGGAGUAUAAGUGCACAAAUCCCAUUAAACAUGGGAUGUUUUG